Capsicum annuum is the source of this 1248-nucleotide messenger RNA. RefSeq names its product LOB domain-containing protein 25. NCBI's taxonomy places the organism in Eukaryota, Viridiplantae, Streptophyta, Magnoliopsida, Solanales, Solanaceae. The record is from RefSeq and is a predicted model, not a curated record. The transcript is spliced from 2 exons. Bases 530 to 1045 code for a protein of 171 amino acids.
ACUCCUUCAACAAUACUUACCAGUGCUUAGUUUGUUUGUUCUUAUACUCUUAACUCUGAACGGGACAUUAAGCUUUUGAAGCACCAGUAUAUUUAGGUAUUUUUGUAUGUACAAUCGGUUUGGAUAUAUACCAAAAAUUGAAUGUGAAGCAAGAUCAUGAUAGUAUACAAUAAUCUCUAAUUGAAGAAUAAUCAAGUCGGCAAGGGGCAAGGGGCUUUACAGUCACCAAUAACAUUGUUUAAUUAUUGCAACCCCGUCCCUAUUUAUUAUGGUUGUUCUUUUUUCUGCUUAUUGCUUAUACAAUAUGCUUAUUGUCUUCUCUCUUUCUCUCUCAACUUUUUGUUCACUGUAUUUGCAGCUACCUUAAUUUCUCCUUCUUCUAGGGUUUUCUUCCCUUUCAACUCUUUUUUUUUUUCGAGCUCCAAUGUUGCAAUAUCCUUAAUCCUAGGAGAAUCAAGGAACAAAGCUUGAAAUAUUUUGUCACUACCAAGAGGAUCAAAGAGAUCGAUAAGUGUUCCAAAGUAGAAAGAUGUCUUCUACCAGCAGCUACUACUCAACCCCUCCAUGUGCUGCCUGCAAAUUCUUAAGAAGAAAAUGCUUGCCAAGUUGCGUUUUUGCACCUUAUUUUCCUCCGGAGGAGCCAAUAAAGUUCACAACCGUACACAAAGUAUUCGGGGCCAGCAAUGUGAGCAAGCUCCUGAACGAAAUCCAGCCUCAUCAGAGAGAGGAUGCUGUCAAUUCUCUCGCCUAUGAAGCCGAGGCACGGUUAAAAGAUCCUGUCUAUGGCUGUGUUGGAGCAAUUUCUGUUCUUCAAAGGCAAGUUAUUCGCCUCCAGAAGGAACUCGACGCCACGAAUGCUGAUUUAAUGCGAUACACCAAUUAUGAACAGGCUAAUAAUAAUCAAAUUAUGGAAAAUCAUCAAGAAAGGAGUAAUUUUCAAUAUGGGAGAAGAAUGGUUCCUAGUUAUUAUUCUUCUGCACGGAACAAUGAUAUUUCAGGAGAUCACAACAAUAUUAGUACUGAUAAUUGUGAUGGUGACAGUUGAGUAAUUGAAGUCCAGAAUCGCUAAUAAAGUUGAUCACGUAUUUGUAAUUGAACUUUGUUUUUCCAAUUAGGAAAAAGAUGUACAAAUUAAAACACUGUAUAUUUGGUGGAUAAUUGAGUGUUACAGUGUUGUAAUUUAUAUUGACGUACGGAGAUAUACGUCUCGAUUAUUUAUGCUAUAAUAAUGUAACGGUUCAGGCUCAA